ACUUUUCAGUUCAAUCAUUCCCGAACCCAUAAUCAUAGCUGUACAGCAGAGUCCUCUGUUUCACUUUGGUUGCAUAAUGAGAAUCGGAAGUUUAAGACCAAUUCUUCAACUGCAGAUAAGCAAGAAGUGGAAAUGAACAAGGAAGAAGAAGAAGAAGAAGAGUAUCAAGUUCGAACAGCCAUUAGAAGUAGUUACAAUGAAAUUGUAAUUGUGGACACUGCUCAAUCAAGAAUGUUGCUUCUCGACUCUACUCAUAAUGUGCAAAGUAUUCUAUACAAGCACCAGAAAUGGACUAAUUCGUAUUGGGAUGAGUUUGCUAGCUUGCCUGCUAUUGUCCCAGAAGGUCCUAUUGCCAUUUUGGGCUUGGGUGGAGGAACAGCUGCGCAUUUGAUGCUCGACUUGUGGCCAUCUUUGCAGCUUGAAGGUUGGGAGAUUGAUGAAAUUUUUAUUCACAAAGCAAGAGAAUAUUUUGGGCUGUCGGAUCUUGAGAAGCAUACACAAGCUGGUGGCAUUCUUAACAUCCAUAUCGGUGAUGCAUUUUCUCCUUCAGUUUGUAUUUCUGGAGGAUAUGCUGGUGAGAUCCUUCAACUUGUUUCUCAUGGAAAAGUUUUGCCACAGUUGGAGGAGGUUACCACUUGGUUGAAAUUGAAGAAUCUGCUGAUGCCUGAAGGUCGUCUUAUGGUGAAUUGUGGUGGUAUAGAUAGUGAAUCUGAUGUAAAUAAUGGAACAGUUCAUCCAACUAAUUUAUCCACUGAUAGCAGUUGGGUACAAAAUCCAGCUAUCAAGGCAUUAUCUGAAGCUUUCCCCGGACAAGUAAGCUGGAAGAAAUUGCCAGCAAAUUUUGGUGCAAAUUAUCUUGCACUGACUGGACCUUUGCCUGAAAUUACUUCGUGGUAUGCUGCAGUACCAGGUCCCUUGACAGCCGGCGUGAAGCAAUGGAGACCAUGCUAACCUGUUCCUUGAUGAACCUAUAGCUUGCUAUACAGUUCAUCAGAGAGCCCGUCGAAGUAGUAUUCUUCACUCUACACCCACCAUCCAUGUUCUUUGAGAUCAUUGCCACAAAGCAUGUGAUUUAUCCCAAAGAAUGCUGCACCUUCUACGGUUUAUUUCAAACGCGUUAGGUUGAAAGUCUUGAAACAACCUACAUUCAGCAAUAUGCCUUAAGAUGUAAGCAUCCAUGUUCUAGCAAGUCAUUUGUAGCUUAUACUAGCAAUUAAUUUGUUCUGUUCUGCUUGUUAAACCUUGAGACAAGUACAUCAUCUGUACUUUCCAUCAUACUUGCUAAGUUGAAGCGUUUGCUACAAUGUAUCUGUAAAGUUGUUACAUCACAUGUACUCCAAGUCUCCAAUGUAUACGAGAACAAGUGCGUGCAAAUUCUUGCCGAGUACAUAUCACGGGAAACUGG
This is a messenger RNA of Argentina anserina (silverweed cinquefoil), 1405 nucleotides long. RefSeq lists its product as uncharacterized. Lineage: Eukaryota; Viridiplantae; Streptophyta; Magnoliopsida; Rosales; Rosaceae. The coding region runs from base 133 to 951 and encodes 272 amino acids. The transcript has 8 exons. The record is from RefSeq and is a predicted model, not a curated record.